Suillus subaureus is the source of this 2154-nucleotide messenger RNA. Its product is annotated as kinase-like domain-containing protein. Gene Ontology annotation, biological process: protein phosphorylation; intracellular signal transduction; microtubule cytoskeleton organization. Bases 1 to 2154 code for a protein of 717 amino acids. Gene Ontology annotation, molecular function: ATP binding; tau-protein kinase activity; protein serine/threonine kinase activity. The transcript has 2 exons. The record is from RefSeq and is a predicted model, not a curated record. Lineage: Eukaryota; Fungi; Basidiomycota; Agaricomycetes; Boletales; Suillaceae. Gene Ontology annotation, cellular component: cytoplasm.
AUGACCUCAGGUCUCAUCAAAUCUCUAUCUCCUGCAACAACUACAGAAUCGCCUUCACGCUCGUCCAUAGGACAUGAGAGCCUACCUCUAGUUUUGGGUUGGCCACCAUCUCUGAAUAUACCAGGCGAACAUCAGACAGUAGCAUCCCAGACGGCUUCCGGCUCGGAUCUUGACCAGGACAUUUCACGGCAACUUCUUGCAAACAAUAAUGAGCGUUCAUCUCUCUCAGAAAGCGAUAGUGUCUCCAUGUCACCAGCAAUGAUGUUCCUGUCUUCGUUUAGUCCCUCCGCAAUCCCACAAUCACCUGAUGCAGAAGGUGAAAUCAUUCGUGGCUAUGUCCUCGGACCAACUAUAGGUUAUGGGGGAUUCUCUGUGAUCAAACGUGCCUCAUCCCUUUCGGGAGGUGUUGUCGCUGUCAAGAUUGUCCGUCGCUCAAAUUUGGAGAAACAGACAGAUCCUUCUUUAGCUAGAAGGCGACUCAAUCACGAGGCCCAAGUAUGGGCUUCCUUAUGUCACGAGCACACCUUGCCCCUCUUCUUUUCCGAACACACUUCCUACGCCGACUUCUUCUUCUGCCUCUUGUGUCCCGCUGGAUCCCUAUAUGAUAUACUUUUAAGGGACGGUCGUCCCGCACUCCCUCACGAUGACGCGGGCAUGAUGUUUCGACAAAUUGUACGAGGCGUACGCUACCUGCACGAAGUUGCAGGCUAUGUACACAGAGAUAUCAAACUCGAGAACAUCCUUGUAGACGAGAUGGGUACCUGUAGAAUUAGCGAUUUCGGCAUGACUCGCAAGAUCGGCGAAGUCGAUGAUGACGAACCCCUAUGCGAUGCAGACGAUCACUCUGGCAUCCACCGUCACCGUUCCACUUCUCGAUCUGCAAAAUCCAACCUGUCUUCGCAUCUCUCAAUAUUACGCCACCAUGGUCUUAGGCGUCACCGUAUAUCAACUCCUGUUGGCGAAAACCCUCCGCCUGUCCAUCCAUCACAUGCUUUUCAACAAGGGUCUUUGCCAUACGCGUCCCCCGAGCUUCUCCAACCCAAAGCUUCGCGGUUCAACGGUGCUAAUCCAGCUCAGGACAUCUGGGCUCUGGGUGUCCUGCUUUAUGCACUUCUGACCGGCCGUCUCCCAUUUUUCGACUCAUUCGAGCCACGACUCGAGAUGAAAAUUUUGCACGGCGUUUAUGAUAUGCCUUCUGGUAUUAGUCGUGGAACUGAGCAUGUUCUCAAAGGCUGCAUGGAGCGUAGGGUCCGUACCCGGUGGACGAUUGCAAUGGUGGAUGAGAUGGCUUGGGGUGUUGGGCUUGACGACGAUGAUGACGACACAACUCCUGUAACACACAAGGAUAAAUUUGAGUUAGUAGAUUAUCCCAGCCGCCGAUCUCCAUCAUUAUCCCAGUCGCGCCCGAGGCGUGAUAACAACUCAAACCCAUCUCACACCGAAGAAGCACCCCCAAGGCGGUCCAACCGUUCCCUCUCCCGUACCUCUGUCUCAACUGCAAGCUCGCUCGCAACACGAUGUACGAGUCGCAGUAUCUCUCGCCCACCAGUUGUUCGUUACCCAAUGUCUCCCACGUACGAUGAGCUCAGUCAUUCAGUGGUGAGCGCCUCGACGUCUCUCUCUGUGCCGCCUCUUGAUAUUGGCGGCCCUGCUCUUCUUGCAUCGCCUGAGCGUGGCCGGCGACCGAAGAAGGCGGGAUUUUUACCCCCGAAUCGAUGCACAUCAUCAUUAGCGACGUCUUCCCGCCAAUCAGAAUAUGCUCCAGACUCUGGAGAUCUCGACACUGAUGUAGACGUGUUGGGUGAUACCGCUCAUUGGGCGUCUACUCUAGGCAUCAACGCUGUAGCAGAACCUACUGCCCACCGCAGUGGUACGGCCACUGUGAUCGAGCGUUUGAAAGCCAUACGGGAAACACUGCCGCCGCACAAGCACAAAAGGGCUGAGAGCACACCUCCGGCAUCAGGUGCUUGGUCACGGAGAUUGCGGCUUCGCAUCAAGGAAGAUCCUUCUUCCUAUCGCGCAGCAGAAGUUCACGGAGUAGGCGGAUUCCUUAGAGACCCCAGCACCACUCCCAUACCAAUUACGCCGCAAGGCGGUACCCGAAGCCGGAGCGUUGGGCAUGACACCCAUCAUGCCUACCGCCGCCCUCACUAG